Fundulus heteroclitus (mummichog) is the source of this 3534-nucleotide messenger RNA. RefSeq names its product erythrocyte membrane protein band 4.1 like 4A (gene epb41l4a). The transcript is spliced from 20 exons. The record is from RefSeq and is a predicted model, not a curated record. Gene Ontology annotation, cellular component: cytoskeleton. Lineage: Eukaryota; Metazoa; Chordata; Actinopteri; Cyprinodontiformes; Fundulidae. The coding region runs from base 354 to 2090 and encodes 578 amino acids.
GCUCUCACUAACACAUUUAUAAACAUUUAUAAACCCAGACGCAGCUCAGUGGGCAACUUGUCUACGUGUCUUUGAACCCACAUCUGUUCCUUCACAGGGACUCUUUGGGUUCAGACACACGGAACCGGACCCACGGGUCACGUUAGCGACUCGGUCAGGAUCGUGGUAUUUUUAUUGUUCCUGCAGAUGUUCUGCGGUUCCAUCAUUCUCUCUUGGAUCGGCUCGCUCUGUCCCGUCUAGAGAUGUAAUGAGGCGUUGAACCAAAGCAAGUUCCUGAUUGGUUGGGUCAUGAAUGAUUAGCUGCCCAGCUCCUGAUUGGCUCCUGAUUGGCUCCUGAUUGGCUCCAGCCUGCGAUGAUGAUGAUGUGUUUCCGUGGAAACCGGGAUGAGUUUUAUGGAGAGGUUCUCCUGUUGGACGGCAGGAAGCUGACUCUGACCUCUGAGCAAGGCAUCACGGUGAGUGUCCAUCUCGUCGUUCUCGCUGUCAAAGCUGCUCAACUCCAACCUUCUGCUCCUCAGAGAUCAUCGAAGGCGGCGGCCAUCUUUGAGCAGGUGUUUGCUCACCUGAACCUGGUCCAGGUCCAGUUCUUUGGACUCAGAUUUUGUGACUGCAACCAGCGUUCGUUCUGGUUGGAUCCGACCAAAACUGUGCAGCAGCACCGACAGCUCAUCGGGCCUCCAUACAUUUUCUACUUUGGAGUAAAAUUCUACGUAGAAGAUCCGACGAAGCUGAAAGAAGAAACAAGCCGGGGUCUGUUUUACCUGCAGGUCCGUCAGGACAUCCGCAGAGGUGUUCUGCCAUGCCCCACCCACCUCAGACCUCACCUUUUGGCUCUGAUGCAGCAGGUGGACCGAGGGGAUCACAGCGAGGAUGAGACGUCUGAAGAUGAACAGGAAGUUCAGCUCAUCUGGAAAACACUGAGUGGCGUCUCUCGCCUUCACGCUCAGAACCACUUCCUGCUCCUCUGCAGCUCUCUGCAGAUGUACGGCGUCACCCUGUUCGCCGCCUGCGGUGAGAACCGCACCGAGUACUUCCUGGGUCCCACUCCAGUGGCUGUGGUCAUCUUCAAGAACAAAGUGCUGGUGGGAAAGUAUUUCUGGCAGAGAAUCACCAAACUGCACUUUAAGGGGGAGACCUUCGAGCUGCAAGUCAGCUGCAGAAACGGCUCAGAGGCGUCGUUCUUCUUCCACACGUAUGAUCGAUGUGACUGCAAACGUCUGUGGAGAUGCUGUGUUGAACAUCACACCUUCUUCAGGAUGUCGGGGGGGAAUGCUCCGACGCAGCGUCUGAGACUCAGCAGUGUCACUCGUUCUUCAUCUCUAAGUCUUCCUCGGCUGAAGGGCAACAAGCAGAAAAGCCGAGCAUUUAACCCCAAAACAAUAACGGAUGACUGUCUGAAAACAACGCAGUGCACCAAUCACAACGCAGGAGUAAACAGCGAACCGAUAACCAGGAAGAUGGCGCCUGCUGCAGUUCAAAGCAGAUCAGAGGAUGGACCUAAAGGUGACCACCUGAAGCCCAAUGCACCAUGGGAAAAUAGCCACUACAUAAUGACUUCUAAUCAAGAUCUCUACAUCACAGGCCUUUUCAACCCAAAGUUCCCACCAAACACGAGAGAAGAACAAGGAGGACCACAGAGGCGGAGCAGAAGUCUCGAUGGUGAUCGACCAAUCAGAAGACAGAGAAGGUCCAGCGGCAGCGACUGUGAACGGACGAGUAACGGCGAGCGACGCAGCAGACGGUGGAGUCCUGACGCCCAAAUAAGGAAACGCAUCCUGAAGCAGCUGGUGGAGCCUGAAGGUUUGAUGGAUCGACAGACAGAGGAAAUACCAUAUAAGGAAGUGAGAGUUUCAGAGCAGCCAAUGAGAAGGCGGCGUUCUCCAAGGGGGCGACGGCGUCUGCGGUCGGCGUCUGCUUCAGAGCUGCAGUCAGUGAUGUCAUCAACAGGUGGUACACUGGAAGUACAAAUAUGGUCAUGCUUACCUUCGUCUUUGUAUUUUAGCUCUAAAGUGGAGAUGGUGCCGCCUCUCUCUGUCACCAUGGCUACCGUCUCUUCCUGUCCAGCAGAGGGGACGCCAGCCGGUCCAUGACGGGGGGGGGGUCUGGUUUCUUUGUAUCGGGACAAUGAGAUUAAACAAAUGCUGAGCACUGUUACAUUUAAAGCCUUUAAUGUGUGUAAAGCUGUUUAGAGACAGAAAGAGAGCAUAGCAGGCGCUGGCAGUCAUGGCGGCCAGGUGGACAGGUGUAUGCCCCCCCCCCCCCCCCAUCAGGACGCUUUGAACCUUUUAGAGUCACUGAACAUGCGAUGAGAAGGGAAAACACACAGAGAGGCUGCAAACCAGACAAAGAACCCGGCGAGAAAACCUCCAAGACAAAAAUGGACGACCAACGUGGCUAAAGAGGAACGUCAAGCUAACGCGGCGUUCAUGAAGCGACUCUAGGAGGAAGUUAGCUGCUUCAUGAUGACCUCUGCGGUGGCAGAGAGACUCUGGAGCAGGGCAACAGGAAACUGGAUGGAAACGUGGCGACAUGAAGGAGGACGUUACAUCCCUGCAGAUUUAAAGUAGCAGAGAGGAGUAAGCAGCCGAGAUGAAAUUCCCGCUGAUUCAGCGGCGCUCAGGGAGAGACGGAGGGUUUCAUUUAGCCGGCUGUCCCUCAGGAUCCUGAUGUCAGCGUCCAGAGCUGCCGCCCAGCUGCAGGUCCCUGGACCAAUGGCCUCGCUGCGUGGUCCUCUACCUUCUAGACGGUUCUUCACUCCGCCUGCAAGAAGGAAGAGACACGCCUCAGCAACCUGAGGGUGUGUCCACCUGUGUGCAGCCCGAGGUCACAUGACCAGUCCAGAGAAACACACCUUAGCAGGAAGAGUCCAGAGGUGCAGCACCGAGCAGGAGGCGGAGCCACCAUGAGGACCCAGGAGCUCUCUGACGUUCCCCUGGAGAACCAUCAGGUUCCUCGUCUGGUACCACAACAACCGGACCAGGACCGCCCACCAGAACUCCAGACCGGGCCAGGAGAGGACCGCCCACCAGAACUCCAGGAGAGAACCGCCCACCAGAACUCCAGGAGAGGACCGCCCACCAGAACUCCAGACCGGGCCAGGAGAGAACCGCCCACCAGAACUCCAGACCGGGCCAGGAGAGGACCGCCCACCAGAACUCCAGACCAGGAGAGGACCGCCCACCAGAACUCCAGACCGGGCCAGGAGAGAACCGCCCACCAGAACUCCAGACCGGGCCAGGAGGGUGUUCAUCAGAGAGGCAGAGAGGUCAGCACCCGGAGGAGCUGCAGAGGUCCACAGCAGAGACCGGAGGUUCUGCCUAUCGGACCAGAACCAGCCGUACGCUCCACAGAGGAGAGGCCAGAAAGAAGACUUCACUUAGAGUUAACAUGAGAAGGCAGGGUUUGAGUUUGCUAAAAGGCACAUGGGCAGCUCCUUAGAGUCCCCCCCCCCCAGAACCCCGUCUCCACAGGGAAACACGGUGGUGGCAGCAUCAUGCUGGGGGCGGUUUUUCACCAGCAGGGACUGGGACUGGG